Aquila chrysaetos chrysaetos is the source of this 530-nucleotide messenger RNA. It is a transcript of the gene UCN, whose product is annotated as urocortin. Gene Ontology annotation, molecular function: hormone activity. The coding region runs from base 82 to 387 and encodes 101 amino acids. Lineage: Eukaryota; Metazoa; Chordata; Aves; Accipitriformes; Accipitridae. The transcript has 2 exons. The record is from RefSeq and is a predicted model, not a curated record. Gene Ontology annotation, cellular component: extracellular region.
GGGACGGAUCGCUCUCCGCUCCACCGCCGGCGCACCGGCAGGGCACAGGGGACAGCGCACCGGGUGCGGACGGAGCCGAGGAUGCGGCGGGCGCUGCUCACCCUCCUGCUGCUGCUCGCCCGCCCGCCGCCCGCCGCCGCCCGCCCCGCGCGCCCCGACGGCUCCGUCCCGGCGGCCGCGGCCGGGGCCGAGGCUCGGGACAGCCCGCUCUGGCCGCCGCUGGCGCCGCCGGCCCCGGAGCCGUGGCGGGCGCGGCGGGACGAGCCGCCGCUCUCCAUCGACCUCACCUUCCACCUCCUGCGGCACCUCCUGCUGCUCGCCCGCGCCCAGAGCCAGCGCGCCCGCGCCGACAGCAACCGCCUCAUCCUCGACGCCGUCGGGCGCUGAGCGCCGUCCCGGACCCCCCCGGGACCGCGCCGGGGUCCAGCCACCGCCUCAGCCUCCACGCCGUGGGCCGCUCGGCGCCGCACCGGCAAAUUCACUGACACCUGCACGGGCACCGACACCGGCACCGGGCUGCACCCGCCUCA